This is a messenger RNA of Argentina anserina (silverweed cinquefoil), 525 nucleotides long. RefSeq lists its product as uncharacterized. The record is from RefSeq and is a predicted model, not a curated record. NCBI's taxonomy places the organism in Eukaryota, Viridiplantae, Streptophyta, Magnoliopsida, Rosales, Rosaceae. The transcript has 2 exons. The coding region runs from base 69 to 371 and encodes 100 amino acids.
CAGCAGAGAGCUGAGCUGAGAGAGUGAGCGAGCGACGGAGUCUUCGUCUUAGUGAAGAGAAGAGAAAGAUGAACACCGACAUCACAGCGUCGACGACGCCUGAGUACCCGGUCUUAGAUCGGAACCCUCCCUUCACCAGAGUCGUCGGCAACUUCAGCACCCUCGACUAUUUCCGAUUCGCCACCAUCACCGGCGUCUCCGUCACCGUCGGCUACCUCUCCGGGAUUAAGCCAGGGAUUAGAGGGCCGUCUAUGGUGACCGGAGGUCUGAUCGGAGUGAUGGGAGGCUUCAUGUACGCUUACCAAAACUCGGCGGGUCGCAUUAUGGGCUUCUUCCCCAACGACAAUGAGGUAGCCCAUUACAAGAAAUGAUGCUCACUUUUUCUAUUUAGGGUUUUUGUAAUAAUCAGAUUGCUCCUUUUUGCUUAAUUAUCGAAGUUCAUGUGAUUGUUAUCCAAACAAUGCUGGGUCUUGUGCUGUUGAAAUGUCAUUGAAGACCUCUGAAUAAGUUGGGUGUUGUGCAAUU